Astrephomene gubernaculifera is the source of this 1613-nucleotide messenger RNA. The record is from the annotation of a GenBank genome assembly. Lineage: Eukaryota; Viridiplantae; Chlorophyta; Chlorophyceae; Chlamydomonadales; Astrephomenaceae.
CCUAAUCCAAAGCAACAUUUAGAAACGAUAAUAUUGUCUUUGACUAAUAACGACUUGACACAGCGACCAUGACUUACCGCUCUACCUCCUGAGUAACCGCGCCUGUUAUGUCGGGCGGCAAGAGAAUUGGCUUUUAUCUCGGGGUAGUGCGAAGACAGAUUACUUAUGUGACCCCUAAAUAUACCGUCCGCGUGGCCGUUGGAAACUCUUUCUAUCUGUCCCUACCCGACUUCCACACCACUGCGACGUGACGGAAGGAGUGAUAAUGGAUCCAACCGUAGAAGUCAGCACUGUAUUGUCGGAAUUGGAGAAUGAAUAUGCACGUUCAACCAAGUUUGUUGAAGAACUGUACUUGUCUCUCGAUGCAAAUCGGACGGCGCCAAGAGGCCGCAGUAACCCUUGCCAAGCAUGGUGCGAUAAGGAGGAAAACCACGCUAAGCGCUCGCAAAGCUCUCAACCGCAUGUCGCCGACGUUCGCCCUAGCCAGCUAGUCGGCAGCCCCACAUCGAGGUCCUUUACGGAGCCCAAAGUCGGCGCGCUGCGCUUAGGCGGGUCACAAGCGCGCCCCAGCUCGCCAUUCGCGGCUAGAGUCCAGACUCCAGAUCGGCGUCCAAACCGGAAGAGCUUCUUUGGUCGCGCUCCCUCACCCGGACCCGCAAGAGGCAUCACCUGGCAAGACGACCCGCUCUGCAGUGCCACCAACGCAGUUACCGUGGUCAACCUGGAAAUGUCACCGCUUGCUGCUACACCGGCGAUUGUGGCAUCCUCGCCGCCCGUGGCAACCGGGCACAAUCGCCGGUCUUCCCUUGGGAUCUACCACCCGCCACCGCACCCUCGCAAGUCUAUGGAGUUCAGCGGCCUGGCCGCGGCGGCAGCAGCAGCGACCGGACCACCUGCGACCGGCGCAGUAGUGCCCGGUUCUCCUGGAACGGAGGCUCACCGACAGCCCCUGCUGCUCCAACGCACGCACCCGGACCUGCUCGGCUGGGCGCAGUCCGGCAUGGCGGCAGGUGCGACCGGCAGCCGCCCCAACUCCUUCACCCAGCAGGGCAGCAGCCGCUCCCGGCGCUCCUCCUGCACCAGCGCCGCCAUUCCUGCAGCGCUGCAGCAGAUGCUGCAGCAGCAGCACCACAUCUUGGGCCACUCGCUGUCGCAGCCGCAGCAGCCGCAGCUGCCGCAGCACCCACAGGAGCCCGGCGGCAACAGUACUGCCAUUAUCCGGGGCAACAGCCAUCACCAACUGGAACAGCAACAGCUGCACCAGGCGGAAGAGCAGCAGCAGCAGCGCCCUCACCCUCACCCUCACCAGCAGCACCAGCACCGUCAUCAGAGUCACCUUCAGGAGCAGCUCCUGCAGAACCGCGUCGAGCAGCAGCAGCAGCAACACCAGCCGUCGCAUCAGCAUCAGCAUCAGCAUCAGCACCAGCACCAGCACCAGCACCAGCACCAGCACCAGCAACAAGGGGUGCACGCUCCUCAGGAGCAUGUUGUGCAGCAAUCCCCUCCGAGCGCCUCCUCCUCCAAACGCCAGCUCGACCAGCACUAUCUGCCGCCCCUGCCGCACGCCUCAGGCGGCAGCUUCACAAGCGGCAGCAGCAGCCACACAAACGGCC